CUCUCCCCGGAAAGGCGUAGCCGAUCUACGGUACUGAAGCUUCCCCAAAAUCUCAUCUCGGCAAUGGCCCCCGCCGCCGGCACCGACGCCGCGAAGCUCUCCGUACCCGGCGCCGCCCUCGCGGCGCUGCUCGCCUGCUGUGGCUACGCCGACGGCGACUGCGACGGGCUCCUCUUCGGCUACACCGCCCGCGCCCCCGUGCCUCCCCCUUCCUUCUACGACGACGACGACGACCAGGCCCGCGCUUCCUCCGGCCCUUCCCUCUCCAUCUCCGUCGCAGGGCACGCCUCGGUCGCGCAGCCUUCCUCCCUCGCCGAUCCGCUCGGCCGCUUCAGGUCCCACUUCCCUGACCCCUCCGCGGCCAUCGGCUUCUUCUCCUCCCGCCGCCGCUCGCCUCUCCGCCCCUCCAUGCGCGAGGCCGCCCUCGCUCGCUCCCUCUCGAAGACCCUUGUGGUGGACCACCCCCUCGUCUUCCUCCUUGUGACGCCCUCCUCCUCCUCCGGCCUCUCCGUUCACUCGUUCGACUACCGUGCGUUCCUCCUCGUUGACUCCCGCCUUGUGCCGGCCUCCCUCAACGUCGUCAACGCCGGCCCCGGAUUCCGGGAGCAGUACCACGCCUUCGCGCCGGAGUCCCCAUUGCCGUCGCUGCCACAGCAGCCUGUAAAGCAGGGCUACAGCAUUGGUGAGCAGAAGGCGCUCGAUGGAAUGGUGGAAGGGUUUGGGCUGGAGAGGGUAGGGGCGAUUGUGACCUCAGCCUCUGGGCUAACCUCCGAAAUGGAGGAGAUGUACGGUGGGAUGCUAAGGAAGCUGGAGGGGCUCGCCCGGCAGGUUGAGCAGAGCAAUGAACGCGUGCUCAAUCAGUCAGGAUCUAUCCGCGUCAGGAUAGAAGAACUGAUGGAACAUUUUGGAUAGGAGAAUUCUGUCAUCAUGGACAGCGGGGAUAUGAAAUAUUUCAAGAUGGAAAGGCCAAAUUAGUUUCCAAAGAAUUUAUUUCUGCUUAGCCCAGUAGCAUCGCCUCUUGAAAUCAAUUUCCUUUCUGGAUGUAUGACACUUCAGUAAUUUCUUAAUCUGCAAUGUGGCAUUGCCCGCUUCAAUAAAAUUAUCAAAAUAGGAUUUAGCCAGGAUAUGCUGGGAGUUCCUGAGGCUGAGAUGAAGUGGUGAAUGAAGAGGUGGAGCAGGGCCUGAAACAGCUAUGCAGGAUCCAGGUGGCUAAGGAGGUUUUAAUAAUUAACAAGGCAUUCACCAAACAUCAAGCAUUCUUUUAUAAUGCCUAUUUCGGACAUAGUGAUGUGCCGUGCCAUUGUGUUUUAACUACAACCAUGAUGAUUUGAGUUGUCAUAAGUCAAAACAAGAUGGUGAGCUCUUUAACUGGAUUACUAUGGGGAUUUAUGAGACAAGAAAUUGCAUAGUCCAAAACCAAUUUUGAGUGCAACAUGUACAAUCCACACUCUUUACCAAAAUCAUGUAUAAACAUGAAUUUUGUGAUUUUGUAAUCAAACUAGUGCCCUUUUUUACUUGUUUGUUGAUAGACUGAUUGUUGAGAGAGAUUCAUCCAUAUCAUGAAACAAUACCAGUUCUGAUUGCCAGGAGCUCAGGAGUAUGGCUGAACAAGUUAGGUGAUUUAGAUCCAUAUGAGAUUGAGUGCUGCCAGCAGCGGAUUCAGCG
Messenger RNA from Oryza brachyantha (malo sina), 1665 nucleotides. RefSeq lists its product as uncharacterized. The record is from RefSeq and is a predicted model, not a curated record. Bases 64 to 912 code for a protein of 282 amino acids. Gene Ontology annotation, cellular component: nucleus. Gene Ontology annotation, molecular function: polyubiquitin modification-dependent protein binding. The transcript has 2 exons. Lineage: Eukaryota; Viridiplantae; Streptophyta; Magnoliopsida; Poales; Poaceae.